UCUCCAAUAUAGGGGGUUUGAUGGGGUUUCAAGUUUGGUGGUUGCCCCCUUCCCUUUGUUGAAAAUCAUUCCAGUGCUUGGAGUUCAAGAAAUAUCCAUUUCCUUCAUUUAUGAUCUAAAUCAACCAUUGCCCCUUUUCAUUUUUUGCUUCUUUAUUACUUCUCUGUUAUCUUAUCUUGAUUUAUGCUACAAUCUUGGUGUUUAUAACUCCCAGGAAACCAUGAGCAACUCUCCGACAAGUCCGAAACACGAGACGAAAGAUCGUUCUUGCUAUGAAUUCGAUCCUCGGGUGAACUUUUCACAGUUUCUAGAAGACGCAAGGCAGCAUGCAAGGGGCAUAAACUUGCAGCGGUCAUCUUCAUGUUCCGAAACAAGAUCAGGGGCUGCGAAAAAGAGCAAGAAAUCAUGGAGACACUCACUCUUCUCAUGGUGCAAAAUUGACAGGAAGAGCAAACCGGGUUCGGAUCCUGUCCAUGUUUCUAAUAAACAUUACGAUUCGGGUCCGUUGUGUGGAACCACCAAGGGGGUCGAAACACCAAGCCUGCGUCCAUUGUCGGGGCCGCCGUUCUCGGUCCUUUUCGCCCCUAGAAGGAAGAUGGAGAAUGAGUUGCCUUACACGAGUCUUGACCGGCUUAACAAUCCUUAUCAUGUCAACUCCUAUGGACCUGUCUAUUUGGUGACAUAGUUGUAUCAAUGAUUGGGUAUUCGAGAUGGGGCAAAAACUGGGGAACUUCGCGACAUUUAAUGAGGUAACUGGAUCUAUCAAUUAUGGUGGGAUAUUUGACAUAUAGGGUUUUGUGAGUUGCAACUAGAACCAGCUCUCCUAGUUAAUUUAGAUCAUAUGUGAUUCAUGUAGUCAACGAAAUUGAAAUUCCAUUUCUAAAAUUAGUUGCAAGUGAACUUUUUUUUAGUUA
Molecule: messenger RNA, 914 nt
Organism: Hibiscus syriacus
Lineage: Eukaryota; Viridiplantae; Streptophyta; Magnoliopsida; Malvales; Malvaceae
Exons: 2
Coding region: 221-685 (154 amino acids)
Source: RefSeq, a predicted model, not a curated record